Messenger RNA from Symbiodinium sp. CCMP2592, 2055 nucleotides. NCBI's taxonomy places the organism in Eukaryota, Dinophyceae, Suessiales, Symbiodiniaceae. The record is from the annotation of a GenBank genome assembly.
AUGGCUUCUGCAGCGACUGCGAGUUCUUCGACAUCUUCCUCACUGAUUCGAGGCGAGCCAGACUGGAGCCAGAAGGCCCCGCACUUUGUCAUCCGGACGUUGGACGACGUCAGGGCUUUGGGAGCGGUGAAGCAGGCUCGAACUCAGACGUGGGAGAGCCGAAGAUACCUGCGGAGAGUGGACGGAUUUGGCUUCUCCUUCCAUCAAACGCUUCUCAAGGCAGGAUCGAGCACCCGGAUCCAUUACAAAAACCACGUGGAGGCCGUGCUGGUGACCUCUGGGUACGGGGAGCUCGAACUACUCCAGCCACACCAGACAGAGGGAGAAGGCUUUGCCGUGUUCAAGCUUGAGCCAGGAUCGUUCUAUGGCUUGGGUGGCCAAGAGUGCCAUGUAGUCCGAGCUUAUCCAGACGGUGACCUCUGUGUGUCUUGUGCUUUCAACCCGCCGGUUGAUGGCUCGGAAGACCACAACGCCGAAGGUGUGUAUCCCGCGAUUGGAGCCGAUGGCGUGCCACGCUAUGCUUUCGCUGCAGCAGACGUUCCGCGCCUCUUUCGUCCACCGGAGAGCUUGAAAGGUGGAUCCGGCGAAACCAAGCCAGCUCUUCCGUUGACCUUGCAGACGAAGCUCGGCACCGUGGUGCUCAGCUUGCCCAGUUCCGAGGACGGUGCCAACAUGUGGUCACUGGCUCAAGGCGCCGGCUUGGACUCCAACUCCGCAUACUGCUACAUCAUCCAUUGCAUGUACUUCGCUGACACUUGCAUAGUGGCGAAGACGCCUGCUGGACGAAUGGUUGGUUUUGUUCUCGGUUUUUUGCCUCCAACAGAUCCUGACACGUACUUUGCUUGGCAGAUCGCCGUGGAUAGCGACUUCCGGCGCUGCCGGCUCGCUCUGUCCAUGCUUGAGGCGCUGCGCCAACGCCUCGCCGCGCGGUAUGUGGCCGCAUCGGCCACCGCCGCGAGCGCAACCCCCGCGCUCAUGGCAUGCCUGGCCGCGGAAAAUGAUACGAAAAUGGAGAAGAAGAUCGGCUGGCUACCAGAAGAUCUUUUCCCGGCGACCUCGCCAGCUCCACCGGAAACUCUGUGUGUGGUGGGUCCAUUGGGCGUGGAAAAAGCAGACAAAGCAGGCCCCACGACGGGCAUCCGCCAAGCGAGCCCUUAUGCCACCCGGGGUGUGCAGAGUGGAGCGGUCCUUCGAGUGCAUCCCGUGGUGUGGCCCGGGAAUUCGAGCAAACCUUUGAGCCAAGCACUGCUGAAUGCCUACGAAGAGCAGGGCUUUUGCAUCCUGCGAGCCGUCGUUCCUCCGCAGCAGAUCGAGGCCUCUCGAAAGUUCCUAGAAGAACUGGUCGGAUCCAUCAAUGAGCCGUCGAGGUCUCGCGUGGACUCGGACUGCCGCCUGGUAACCGAGGCGGGUUCGUCUGCGCUGCGGAGCAUCUUCGCUGUGCACGAGGAUGCAGACAGCCCCAUCGCAGAGCUUGCAACUUCCCCUUUGAUCACACAGUUUGCGCGGCAGAUUCUGGCGGAUGAUGUUUACAUUCACCAGUCCAGAGUGAACCUUCAGUCCGCCUUCAAGGGCGCGGGCUUCUCCUGGCACAGUGACUUUGAAACCUGGCACGCGGAGGACGGGAUGCCUUGUCCACGCAGUGCUUCCGUCGUAGUCUACCUGGAUAAGAACGUGGAGAGCAACGGGGCACUGAUGGUGGUGCCGGGAUCACACAAAAGCUUUCUCCGAUGUCCUGGUCGGCAGGAGGGUGCGAAUUGGGAGAAGUCCCUGCAGUCACAGACAUACGGAACGCCGGCAGACGAGGAUAUCCUUGCGCUUGCGAACAAGCAUGGCAUCCAACAUUGUGCCGGGGAAGCUGGUGAUGUUCUCAUCUUCGACUCCAACCUUCUACAUGCAUCCUGUGGGAACCGAUCGCCGUGGCAUCGGAGGAAUCUGUUCGUAGCGUUCAACUCUUGGGAGAACCGGCUGCAGUCUCCUUUCUAUGCGCAGGUCCCCCGCCCCGAGCAUGUGGCACAUCGAGACCGCAUUGCACGGUUCGGGGCAGAUGCUGCUUGA